Drosophila pseudoobscura is the source of this 5047-nucleotide messenger RNA. It is a transcript of the gene ss, whose product is annotated as aryl hydrocarbon receptor spineless. Gene Ontology annotation, cellular component: aryl hydrocarbon receptor complex; nucleus. Gene Ontology annotation, molecular function: nuclear receptor activity; transcription cis-regulatory region binding; protein dimerization activity. The transcript is spliced from 9 exons. The record is from RefSeq and is a predicted model, not a curated record. Bases 701 to 3868 code for a protein of 1055 amino acids. NCBI's taxonomy places the organism in Eukaryota, Metazoa, Arthropoda, Insecta, Diptera, Drosophilidae. Gene Ontology annotation, biological process: xenobiotic metabolic process; regulation of transcription by RNA polymerase II; response to xenobiotic stimulus.
AGAGGGUAUCCACAUAUUGUACUAACACAUGCAAAGAUGUUCGGCUCGCAUCAGCAGCCGAACGCCAGAGCCGAAGUCUCGAUGCAUGUCUGUGCAUGUCUCAACAUGUCUGCCAUUCGGUUUUCAACAUUCGACCAGCGCGGGUCUCUGUGUUGCGCGCGUCAAGAAAAAAAUUAUAACAGUUCAAAAGUUCAUUCUGGCGCUCGCGUGCAGUCCGACCGCUGCUGCUCAAAACUAACGGUUCUUCAAAGCCCGUGCCUGUCGCCGUCCCCGUCGGAAAAGUAUUGAAACCGCUCGAAACUCCAGUGCAAUAAGAGGAAAGAAGGCAGCGCGAUGAAAAAGCAAACAAAAUGUAAGCGUGAUGAUAAUUAAAAAUAAAAUACCAGCAAGAAAGAAACAAAAUUUACGCGUGGCUGCAGCCGUGGCCGAAACCGAAAACGACAUCGAAGCAGCAGCAGGAUCUCCCUGGAUCCGAACGCAGCCAGAAGAAGCUUCUGGUGGCUGCCUGGUGGAUCAGCCGUGUGGCCAGAGCAGACCAAAUCAAUAAAUAAAAACCAAUUACAACAAAAACGAAAAGAAAAGAGCAAAGAACAGUGAGCGUGCGAGCGAGCGAGCGAGCUAAGAGUUGAUAUAAGAAAAAUAAUAAUCAGAAGAGUAAAAAUCAUUCACAACGGCGACCAUAACGAACUCCGCCCUAGCGAUGAGCCAGCUGGGCACCGUCUAUGCCACCAAGCGGAGGCGACGGAACGGCAAAAGCCUGAAGCCGCCGCCCAAGGAUGGCGUCACAAAGAGCAAUCCAUCAAAGCGGCAUCGGGAGCGCCUCAACGCGGAGCUGGAUCUGCUCGCCUCCCUGCUGCCCUUCGAGCAGAACAUCUUGAGCAAACUGGAUCGACUGAGCAUACUAAGGCUGUCCGUUAGUUAUUUAAGAACCAAAAGUUAUUUUCAAGUUGUUAUGCAUAAGGAUAAGGAGGAGAACGGUGUCCUGCCCCACAUACACGCACACGAUGGCUACAGGACCCGGGAGCUGGGCGCCUUCGAGCACGGCCUGCUGGAUGGUGAUAUGUUCCUUCAGGCCCUAAAUGGAUUUCUAAUGAUACUGACAUGCGAAGGCGAAGUCUUCUUUGCCACGCACAGCAUCGAGAGCUAUUUGGGUUUCCAUCAGUCGGACAUCGUCCAUCAGUCCGUGUACGAGCUGGUCCACUCGGAGGAUCGCGAGGAGCUGCAGCGGCAGCUGCUGUGGAACAGCUUCCUGCCCGCGGACAUGUCCAGCAUGCAGCUCUCGGAGACCCUGGCACCGGACAAGGCGCUCUAUCUGGAGCGCAGCUUCACCGUUCGCUUCCGCUGCCUGCUGGACAACACGAGUGGCUUCCUGCGGCUGGACAUCCGGGGUCGCAUCAAGAUCCUGCACGGACAGAACCGAAAGACGGAGGAGCCGCCACUGGCGCUCUUCGCCUACUGCACACCCUUUGGCCCGCCCAGUCUCCUGGAGAUACCGCACAAGGAGAACAUGUUCAAGUCGAAGCACAAGCUGGACUUCUCCCUGGUCUCGAUGGAUCAGAGGGGCAAGCACAUACUGGGCUAUGCGGAUGCCGAGCUGGUCAACAUGGGCGGAUACGAUCUGGUGCACUACGAUGACCUGGCCUAUGUGGCCAGUGCCCAUCAGGAGCUUCUCAAGACAGGCGCCUCGGGAAUGAUCGCCUACCGCUACCAGAAGAAGGAUGGCGAGUGGCAGUGGCUGCAGACGAGCUCCCGCCUGGUGUACAAGAACUCCAAGCCGGACUUUGUGAUCUGCACGCAUCGCCAGCUGAUGGACGAGGAGGGCCACGAUCUGCUCGGCAAGCGAACCAUGGACUUCAAGGUCAGCUACCUGGACACGGGCCUGGCGUCCACCUACUUCUCGGAGGCGGACCAGCUGGUUGUGCCGCCCAGUGCCUCGCCCACGGCCCACGCCCUGCCGCCGCCGGUGACCCCGACGCGACCCAACCGGCGCUACAAGACGCAGCUGAGGGACUUCCUCUCCACGUGCCGCAGCAAACGCAAGCUCCAGCAGCAGCAGCAACAGCAGCAGCAGCAGAAUCAGCAGACCUCGCCGCUCGGCGGUCAGGUGGGCUCGCCGGCGCCUGCCGUGGCUGUGGAGUACCUGCCCGAUCCGGCGGUGGCCGUGGCCGCCGCCUACUCCAACCUCAAUCCCAUGUACACGGCCUCGCCGUACGGCAGUGCGGCGGACAAUCUCUACAUGGGCAGCUCCAUGCCGGCCAAUGCCUUCUAUCCGGUCAGCGAGAACCUCUUCCACCAGUACAGGCUGCAGGGAGCCGUCGGCGGGUACUACACGGACUACCCGCACUCCGGGGCGCCAGCGUCGGCGUAUGUGGCCAAUGGUUUCCUCUCGUACGAUGGCUAUGCCAUUGCCUCCAAGGCGGACGAGAAGUGGCAGGAGACGGGCAAGUACUACAGUGGCUACAGCAGUGGCUAUGGCAGUCCCACGUCCACGCCCCAGCAAAUCCCUCUAAAGACGCCCAAGUCUUCGCCGCAGGUCAUGGAGGUCAUCUCCUGCUCCUCGGACGGACCAUCGCCGGUGAGUGGUGCCACGCCCAACGGCGCGAUUCCCGUGACGCCCAAAGUGGAGCUUGCCGCAACGGCAGCAACAGCGGCCUCCGCUGCAGGCGGGGAUCCCUACGAGAGGCAGACGGUGCUGAUGUGGGGCACCACCCACUCGAGUGGCGUUCCCCUGAAUAGUCUUCAGGGCGGACGCUCCGGCUCCCCCCAACGCGCCACGCCCCUCACGAAUGGCCUGGGAUACGCCACGAAUAACAACAACAACGAGCACGAGCCGGCGACGGCGGCCAAGUGGAACGGAGCGAAGGAACUGGCGGGGAAAUCGGCCAGCGCCAGCACGCCGGAGAGCUACCAAAUGCAGCACGACGAUUCCGGACUGUACUCCGCCUCCUCGCACACGACCUCGCCGCAGCAGCAGCAGCAGCAGCAGCAACAGCAACAGCAACCGCAACGUGGAGUUGCUUCCAAUGUUAGCGCUCCAAGUAUUCCUCUCACACACCCAGUGGCCGUCACGGGCACAGGCACCAGCACGGGCACAGAUCAUCAGGCGGUGCACCCGUCCAGCUGCCACCAACAGCAGCAGCAGCAGCAGCAGCAGCAGCAACAACAGCAGCAGCAGCAGCAACAGCAACAGCAUCAUCAUGCCCACCCGCAUCCGCACUCGCAUCACCACCACCAUCACCAUCACCAUCAUGAGGCAGCGCAUCAUCAGCAUGCGGCAGCAAUCAUACUCACGACCCAUCAGCAGCAGCAGCAGCAUCAGCAGCAGCAGGUUCAGCAACAACAAUCUCUUGGAGGCUACCCGCUGCAUCAUCCACUGCAGCUGGUGGGAGGACCGUCCUCAUCGCCGCCGCCGCCCACAACCCGCUCGCCAACAGCCCUGCCCGCAGUGAGCAGUAUCCUCAAUGGUGCCACAGGAGCAACCACAACCGAUGACGUCUCCCCCUACCAGCAGCUGGCCAUUGUCUCCACGCCCCUGGUGAUCUGCGCCGAGGAGGUGGGUGUCGGUGGCAUGUCCUUGCAACCGCUGAGCGACAGCAGCGAGACGACGCGCAUGGGACGCAAGUCAGCCAAGCAGCAGGUGCAACAGUCCUUGCAGCAACAGCAGCAGCAAACGCUUUACCAGCAGCAUCAGACGCAUCAUCAUCAUUCACAUCCACAGCACCAUCCGCAACACCAUUUGCUCUAUCCGGCCAACAUUACGGCGCAUACAGCCUUGGCCUAUGCCCCGCCGACGGCUGGGGGCGCCUAUGCCGAUGGCAGUCCGCUGCUCUCCUUCUCGGAGGUGACCAACACGCUGCUCAACCAGUGAGAGAGGGACUAGGAGUAGCAGUAGCAGUAGCAGUAGGAGCAGGCGAGCACAUUCGUGUUCAACAGUUUUGCCAAAAUGUGGACUAUGACUAUCGUAUCUUCCAUAAUCUGAACCCUAGCACCUAGCAACCAAGCAAACCAGCAAUUUGUGGAUAUAUCCAGCGCACACCGAGUCAUUUGGCUACUCCUUGGUUAAAUCCGAGCAAACAGCAAGAAAAAACGAAUUCUAUUUAUUUUACUGUGAUAAUUUAUAGAUACAAUUUAUUGUAUAUGAAACUAUAUUCGUAAUACGUAUCCGCAUCCGUAUCCGUAUCCGUAUCCACACUUCCAUAGACACACGAAUGGGCAAUAGGAUUUGGGUACAGCAGCGUUUAACCAGCACAAAGUUAAGAGGGGAACCGAACCGCUUCCCAUCCGUGGAAGAUCCCUUCGACAAUCAAUUUCAGUUGUAGUUGCGACCAAAGAUUUCUCUAACUAACUUAAACUUAUCGUUUAGCAUAAUACGUAUACCCUACGAUUCAUUCAGAUUGCGCCCAACUUUAGUUACAUUUCCGUUGAGGUUACAGAACAAAGUAGGGGGUAAAUGCCUAAUUAGUUGCGUUUAAGAGUGCUUAAGUAGAACCUAAGAUAAUACCAGAUGCUUGUAUCCAUAUUUAAUUUAAUUUAACCCUAGACCUAAAGCGUAAUGCAAGUUAAUGUAAUUCAUUCAUGAUUCCUAUGGUUUAGCAUGUAAUUCGACUAAUCCCUCAGCGGAUAUAUGUAUGUAUCUGUAUAUUUAAAGUUUUCUUGAAAUUUCUAGUCGCCCGCAUAAAAAACAUUUACUUAUAAAUUAAACAAAAUACCAUACUACAAUAUACUAUCUCUACUUCGAUUGUGUAAACGUUUAGCAAUUCGGCAGACAAUAUCAGUUCUGUCCCUUGUAGUGUACUACGAUGCCAGCACAUGACAUGGACUUUUGGAAUAAGCUAACAAAAUCAUUGCAUAAAUGUGAUGGAUGAUUAUGUGUAUCCAAAUCUAAAGAAACAAAAUAUAAAAUAUGUAGAUACUCUCUCAGCUAAUCAACGGGAAAAAAACAUAUCAAUUUCAAUUACAAAUUUAUUACGAAACCCGAGUGCACGUAAAGCGCCUAUCCAAAACAAUCAGAGCGAAAUAAAUCUAGAAAAUAAUCAAAUUAAUCAAA